CCACUAGACCAUUUCGUGCAUAUUUUAUCCUAGUUAUAGGAGGGAACACUGCGCCACAAAUCUAACACACCUUAGUCCUGGCAAGGCUGCUAGGUUGAAGCAGCAAUAAUAUCCAGCGGGCUGUUCUAGAACAGGUUUGCCUAUGCGUAUUUGACCCAUAGCGUUGUCUUGUUGUCUUCAGGACACGACGAUGCGCCUCUUCCCCGUCGCACCGCUCACCUUCUGCCAAGCCAGGUGCGGCACAAUCCUGCCCCAUGGCGGCGGGCCGGACGAUAAGCUCCCCGUGGCGGUUCGCAAGGGUGAGCUCAUCGGCAUGUUACAGUACGUCAUGAACCGGCAGGAGGAUAUUUGGGGUCCCCGCGUGGAGGAUUUCCGCCCCACGAGAUGGGAUGGCGAGAAGCUGGGCUGGCAUUGUAUCCCAUUCUCGGGCGGAACAAGAAUCUACAUGGGCCAGCAGUUUGCGUUGAACGAAGAGCUGGUUUCGCGCUGAUUCGGAUCAUCCAGACGUUUGACCGGACUGAAGCAGUCGAUGGGGAUCAGGCGGUCAAGACGAGAAUUUGGUUUCCUAUAGGACCGAGGACUUCGAGGCCAAGGAUGCAUCGGGUUAAGGUGGCCACGAGAAAUGAGUAUGGGGCGGGACUUAUAUGCGGACAGACGGAGUGGGCAAUGUGGAAGACGAUUGGGUAUUAAGAUGCCCUGCAUCUCAGACUGAGUAUAAUUAAUACUGGAUAAUACAAACGCUCCC
Phialemonium atrogriseum is the source of this 745-nucleotide messenger RNA. RefSeq names its product cytochrome P450. NCBI's taxonomy places the organism in Eukaryota, Fungi, Ascomycota, Sordariomycetes, Cephalothecales, Cephalothecaceae. The transcript has a single exon. Gene Ontology annotation, molecular function: iron ion binding; oxidoreductase activity, acting on paired donors, with incorporation or reduction of molecular oxygen; heme binding. The coding region runs from base 191 to 490 and encodes 99 amino acids. The record is from RefSeq and is a predicted model, not a curated record.